This is a messenger RNA of Pomacea canaliculata, 5737 nucleotides long. RefSeq names its product two pore calcium channel protein 2-like. Gene Ontology annotation, biological process: transmembrane transport; monoatomic ion transport. The coding region runs from base 342 to 2855 and encodes 837 amino acids. The transcript has 26 exons. Lineage: Eukaryota; Metazoa; Mollusca; Gastropoda; Architaenioglossa; Ampullariidae. Gene Ontology annotation, cellular component: lysosomal membrane. The record is from RefSeq and is a predicted model, not a curated record. Gene Ontology annotation, molecular function: monoatomic ion channel activity; voltage-gated channel activity.
CUACUCGGUGAUGUUUACGAUGGACGGGUACUUCGAACGGCUGAUGGCCACUGACAGUGCUGCACAGUGACUGAUUUUAACAAGUGUGAAUAGCAUGCAUAAAACAAAUAGCCCGGAUAAAUUUGCCUAAUCGUGCCGGCUAUUGAGAAGAUUGUAGAAAGACAUUGUAGACAUUGACACUUUCUUCUCAACGACUGCUCAGUAGUACAUAAAAAAAAAAAAAUCAAAUUUGGUAAGUUUCUACUUUCUGUCAAAGUUGAUCCUGCGACAUAAGACAUAGGAUUAUGCGCUUUUUGGGUAUUAUUUGAGCCAUCAAGAAUACAGGAGCCAGCUCUUGGAGAAUGACAACUUAUCGGGACAUAUCGCCUCUUAUUGGUGCUGUAAACCCAAGGGAGACUUUACAAACACAAGAACUUGAUGUAAGAAUAUUGGCAGCGAGCGAUGGUGCCCAGUAUGAUGAUAGCAACAUACAACCUGUCAGCAUUCCGGAAAGUCAUGUACAGCUUGAUGUGUGUUUCGAUGACGAUGAUGAGUGCCUUAAUCCUGAUCCAGAGGUACGGGACAGACAUGAUUCCUGGGAGCUUACAUCGACAGAUAGCAUAGGGCAUGGUGACAACGCCCUACAAUCUUUGGAAGAGUACCAACAGUUCGCAGGUCUACAAGAGACAUCUCUGAUACAAGCUGUGGUUUUUCUAGAAGAUGCCUUCAAGUAUCGAUCUAUUAAUCACAAAGUGGAUGAAAUCUGCCUACGUUUGUAUCGUCAGUAUCAUUCAACUGCAGUACAAGUCUUUCGUGUGGCAGUUAUUUUUACACUUCAUAUUCUGGCUUUCUUUGAAUAUCCGUCCUCCUUGAGCUUGAGCUCUGAUGUACGGUUGAGACAAGAAAGAGUUGAUGUUCCUUGCUGGCUGACUUCAACCAUAGAACUGCUGUGCUUGUUGCUGCUGUUAGCUGACAAUGUCACUAGGUUCUUUUUGCUGGGUAGGCGAAACUUCUUUAAGCUCAAAUGGGACAUGGCCAGUAUCAUCAUUGUUGUCAUCUCCAUUAUUGACUGGAUGGUUUCUGUUGGUAUGGGUUGUGCAGAGCCUGUAAGGUUUAGGAGAAUUUUGCGUCCAUUUUUCAUCCUGCAAAACUCAUCUCUAAUGAAGAAGAUUGUAAACUGUCUGCGGAUGACAAUGCCAGAGGUUUUCAGUGUUCUCAUUAUGCUUGCUAUGCACCUGUACAUCUUUACUCUGCUGGGCAUGCUUCUGUUUCCUACCCCUCCGCAAAGGCCACAAAGUGCAAACAGUACAAAUACAGUUCCAGAUAAUGCAACCAUGGGUGUGAUAUCUCAGGACAACAGGAAUGAAGGCAGAAAGUACUUUGGCACACUUCUGGAUUCUUUCAUGAGUCUGCUGGUGCUGCUGACCACAGCCAACAACCCAGAUGUUACGAUGCCUGCUUACAGCCAUAACAGACUUUCUUCCUUGUUCUUCAUCGUCUUUCUUAUCAUUGGAUUAUAUUGUUUCAUGAAUAUGCUGACUGCUGUUAUUUACAACCAGUUCCGGGGAUAUUUUCUGAAUUCAAUGCAAAGCAGCUUAAACCGAAGACGCCUUGGAGUGAGGGCAGCAUUUGAAGUUUUAAGACGAAAGAGGGGAAACCUGCACCCUGAUAACAGAAUUGAAGUCAGGACUGAGGUAGGAAAACAGGUUGUAAAAGCUGUGGUGGAGAAAAUAUUUGUGCCUGUCUACAUCAGACAUGCUUUGCUGGAGGAGCUUGAUAAAUACCCUGAAAGUUCAUUCUGUGCUAAAGAUUUCCAGCAGCUGUUUACUCUGUUAGACAUGGAGAAAAAGCCUGCCCGGGAGGUGGAGGUCAGGUGGUUUGUAAAUCCCUUAUUGUGGAGACUCCAACGAAUAUUUGUCCACAGGAUGUUUGCCUACUUUGGCAUCUUUGUUGCCUUUUUGAAUGUCAUCGUCAUCUCUGUGGAACUUGCAACCCAGUAUGAUCAGUCUUUUUAUGACUCUCACUCUGACCUUCGUGCAUUUAAUUUUAGCUUUGCAAUCUAUUAUUUGGUGGAACAAGUCCUGAAAAUCUGGGCCAUGGGCUGGCGGCGCUAUGUCUUUGACAAAGGAAACGUUUUUGAUGGUGUCAUCACUCUCGCCCUUGUGGGUGGAGAGAUGUUCUCAGCUAUCACAUUUGGAGUGCCAUUUUUUGAAAAACAUGAAGUGUCUAGCAUAAAUACUUUGUGGAAUGUUCUUCGCAUUAUCAACAUACUGAUCAUGGUUAGGCUUCUCAGAAUCAUCCCACAUCUCAAGUCCAUGAGAAUUAUCAGUUCUGUUCUCCUGGAUCUGGUCAGAAAUAUGAAGUCUUUUGCUGGAGUGUUAAUUGUGAUCUACUAUGCUUUUGCUAUUCUUGGGAUGGAAAUUUUUAGUGAUAAAAUCACUGUGGACAAGAUCACAAACACAAGCAAUGUGACAUAUGCAUGCGGUACCUACAGACAGCUGAUGUACUGGGCCAACAACUUUGAUGACUUUGCUGCUGCCAUUGUGGUUCUGUGGCAUAUUAUGGUGGUCAAUAACUGGAAUGUAUUUCUGGAGGCAUUCGGAGAAGCCACCUCACCAUGGUCGUAUCUGUUCUUCGUGGCAUGGUGGCUUAUUUCAGUCAUCAUUGUUUUAAAUCUCUUCACAGCUCUGAUAAUGGAGAACUUUAUAAUGAAGUGGGACCGAAGCCAGCAAAUACGAAAUACAAAUGGGGAUUUUGACCAACCAAUGGUUCUCAACUCUGUACAUGAUAUGUUCAGAGGCCUUCUGGAGGAGCCAGCUGAAAAUGAUCUUUUGAGGCAGCUGUCUGAUCACCAAUAUCUAGUGUUAGAGAGGUGACAAGACACUUCCAGCCAAUCAAAGCUAUGAGGGAUCGAGCUGUCCAAUAAGAAGUAUUGAUCUGACUACCAUUAGAUCAGUGAAUGACAGUAAUUCUGAUCAGUCACAAAUUUGAGGACAAAACUUAUGGGUUAGGGCAGUAGUUACCAGAAUCUGAAAUUGACCAACAAAUCGUCGAGCUCACUUGUUCUACAAUGAUCAAGUACUGCACAAGCUGACGACCUUGAUAUUAUAAGGAAUAAUAUUGGUAACACUAUGACCAUAACUCUUGUUAUCUCCACAAUGCUUUAAAAUACUGUUUGUUACCUAUGCAUCAAGGAAACUAUUUUGCUGAGCAUUUUAAGAUCCUCAAGAUCAGUGGCAUACGCACUCCAUACAGCCAGUGUUUAACCAGAUGAUUUGGAAAAAUUUGUGUUUCUGCUAUUUGUCAUUUACUACAGGAAAUAUUGUCUAACUUUUGUCACUUUGCUCAGUUUAGACUAUACCCAUUGUAGACAAAUAAUAUAUUUUUUAUUUACACAAUUAUCAGUUCAAAUUGAUCACUGUAAGUUUCUGGUUUAUUUUUUUGUUAAAAAAAAACUGACAAAAGGAAAAAAGUCUCAAAAUUCUGACAGAACUUGAAUCUGUGUGAGUGAUAUGAAAAUAUUGAGAGAACACCCCCUGAUGUGUGCUUUUCAAUAUCAUAUUGCAUACAAUAUUACAUACAAUAUUGCAUGAAGUUAUAUUUGAGAGCUUAGUUGUUUAGAUUAUGGGUGUGUAAAUGGAUAUUUUAAUGCAUCUUUGAAUUAUUUUAUUUCAAGUUCAAGCACAAAAACCAGCAAUAAGCUAUGUGAAGAUGAAAUGUAAACAGUUUAAAUAUCCUUUUCUUAAAAUUGUAUAGGCGUUUUAGCCAAUCAUCGGAGAUAUCUUUGGAUAUUUGGAAACAAAUUUGUUUUCACAGUGUAUUUAUGUAAGCCACACACAUAUGGUGUAUAAAUUGCACUUCUAUAACCACAUCUUGCUGACAUGAAAACCAUUGUACUUCACAGCUAUUGCACCAUCUACUAUGCAUGAAAUACAAGAAUCAGAUUUUUUAAGAACAUGGACAACUUCAAAAGAACUGUUACCAGACAAAUAUUAUUAACACAUUAAAAAGCCUAUAAAAAAGCAAGAAAAAUGAUUUGUUUAAUCUUCCCUUUUAUUUGUAAGCCUUUACUGGCCAUUUCCAACAUAAAAUGUUACCAUAAUUAUGUCCAUGUGAGCCCACAGUUUUCUUGAAGUAAUGACAGUGUUUUCUCGGUUCAAAAAUAAGUAACAUUAUGGCAGAGUUUUAAAUAACAUUAUUUGCUAAAAGGAUUUUAGUUUUUCCUGACUUAAUUAAAAUUUGGUUUGAAAUUCUGGUACCAGACAAAGUAUAUGAGUUUUAGUAAUAAUACUUAUAAAAAUAAUAAGAAUAAUAAUAAAAAAUCUAGAUGUUUAAAGCAGAUAUUCUUAAAUAUCCAUUUCUGGCUGGGAGGUAUUUUAUUUUUAUUUUUUGGUAAGGUUAAUCUGCAUACAUUUUAGUUUGAUAGUAAGAAGUAGUUAAAUGUGUGUAUCAAAAUAUCUACAGAGAGAGAAAAAAGCUUAUACAUUUUGCUUGGUGCUAUAAUCCAUCCUCUUUUGAAGAAGAGAUUUUAUACUAUCACCACCUAGGGCUAUAAAGCAAGGGUCAGUCACUGCAACCUGGAGAAGGAAAGUCAUCUUGUUUCCAAAGUUAUAAUGUGAUGUCCACACCUGGCAGAUGCUGUUUUACCCUUGAAGCCAUAGUUACAAAGCAGUGGCAAAGUUGUCCUAAAAGGUUGUUCUAAAAGGUGUAAAGAAACAUAAAGGGGUGUCCACAGGGUCUAAACACUUUCUAACCAGAAACAAGAUGCUACCCUUUGGUUCCUAGUUUUGCCCUGGGGAAACAACUUACUCUUGCUUUAUAACUACAGCCCCAGUUGUGUUUGCUGUCAGUGCCACAUGUGAUCUUGUGAUCAUAGCUACUUCUACUAUGAAUGGAUUCUUUGAUCUUUUGUGCAGUAUUUUGGUCCACAUAAAAUUCAUGUCUUUUACAGAAGAAUAGUAUUUUUUUAUUUCCAGAAUUUUCUGACAGGAAUAUUUUGCUAAGUGUACCGAGUUAAUGUUUGGAAAACUAGCAAGACUUCUGUGAAAUAUAUCUUACUCUGUGUGAUGAUAGUUGACAGUUUGAAUUAAGACAGGUGAUGGGACCAUUGUACUUGCCAUUGUAAGGGGCCUCAAGGUCACAGUUGUCAGAUAUGCAGAACAAAAUCAUGAGGUUAGUAACAUUUAAUCUCAUGCUUAUGUGACAGAUUCAUACUUGCCUUUCUGUAUGUGCACAUACAUGUACUUCUGUGUGUGUGUGAGAGAGAGAUUCAUAGUUUCCCUCUGUAAAAUUUCUGGUUUAUUUGUUAUCAGUGGAGUAAUAUGUAGGGAAUCUUUCACUCUUUAAAAAAAAUCAAUGAUUUGCUAGAUAAUUUAUAAUUGCUAUGGCAAAGAUAAAUGGGAAGCACCUUACAAAAGAUUUAAUAUUAUUAUUUAAAUAUUUCAUUAUUUAUGGACAAAAGAUUUAAUGGUGGUUUUGUAUAGUUUCAAAAUAUUUAUUAUAAAUUAUUGUGUUGCUCAGAUUUUAUAAAAUGUUAUUUGGUUUGUUAUAUGAUGCAAUGGUUUUGAUACACCUUGUAUACUGAUGUUAAGGAAAUCUGUUAGUGCUUGUUGGUGGUGAGACCUUGGUCACUAGAGGAUGUAUUUUUGUAAGAUAACUGUCAUGGAUGAGAAAAAAAUUGGUUUAAACUAUUUUUCCUGUGAAGCACAGAAGCAAAUCGUUUUGUGUAUUUAGUGAAAUAAAACUUUGUGAGCAUUAA